Protopterus annectens (West African lungfish) is the source of this 2832-nucleotide messenger RNA. It is a transcript of the gene ZFAND4, whose product is annotated as zinc finger AN1-type containing 4. Gene Ontology annotation, molecular function: protein binding; zinc ion binding. The record is from RefSeq and is a predicted model, not a curated record. Lineage: Eukaryota; Metazoa; Chordata; Ceratodontiformes; Protopteridae.
UGCUUUCCCAGUCUAGGUUUCAUUGUACUUUUCCUUUUUACGUAUUCUUUACUAUUUGACAUUUAAGUGUUUUUUGUCUCUGGAAUUAAAUGGUUAAAGAAUUAUGAUUGUUUUGUGAAAUUGCAGCUUCACCCGCUGGUAUUGGGGAGAGGUUAGCAGAAGAUGAAUGUUUUAAAGAACAAGGAAAAUAUUGGUGAGAGGAGCAGGCGAAUGUUGGGAUUCUUUACUAUGGCUCAGAGUAACAGUUGCUGGCUUGUUGCUAUUCAUGGUCGGCUCCGCUCUAGAUCUCCUGGGCACUAGAACUGGAUUUUUAUGUUCCAGCUUUUUAACUACUGUGGAAGACAACUUAAGUGCAAAAUUCCAAUGUGAUGGCAAAUGGGAAGGAGCCCCCUUUCUUUAAUAAGGAUAAAGUGGAAUCUUUUCAUUACAAGCUGCCAUUUUAUGAAAGUAUGGAACUUUUUAUUGAAACACUUACAGGAACAUCCUUUGAACUGAGGGUAUCUCCAUUUGACACAAUCAUUUCUGUGAAGGUGAAAAUUCAAAGACUGGAAGGAAUUCCUGUAACGCAACAGCAUUUGAUAUGGAACAAUACAGAACUGGAGGAUGACUACUGCUUGAAUGAUUACAGCAUUUCUGAAGGUUGCACUUUGAAACUUGUCCUUGCCAUGCCAAAAAAAUGUGGUAAAGCAAAGCCGCGACCUCCAAUGGCUCCCAGAUCAUCUUGUACCUCCGUAACAUCUGUACGGAACAGGAUUUUUAGAGUGCUUCCUGGUAUUGGACAGUCAUUAAAUUCACCUUGCCUUCCAGUAGUUGAACAGCAUACUUCAGACUCUUCUCAUCAUGCACUUUUAUCACUUGCCAGUUUAACAGUUGCUGGCAGUUUAGCACCAUCUUCUAAUAUUGCUUCAACAGUUGAUGAAGGAACAUGUAACAGUGUAGUAUAUGCUGCUGAAGAUGGUAUUAUGCUUCCUCCAGAAGUAUCCAGUAUUCCUUUAGAAAAUCACUCAUUACAAAAGAACAAGGCUUGUUUUCAGGAGAUGGUUGCUGCUUCUGAAAGUCCAGUACUGGAAAGUCAGGAGAUAACUUUCUGUCAUCGAGCUGUUAAUUCAGAAUUGGAUCUCUUGAUGAAAAAGAGUGAAACUCAGAGGAGUGAAAAUGUAGUUAGUUUAUGUGAAGACCCGAACAAGAAUGAUAGUUCCAAUGGGGCUGAUGGCAAGAGAAGCACGUUUGUGGAACUGGGACAGUCUGUGAAAGAACUUGCUUGUAAUGAUGCUGUCUGUGCGAUGCUUUCAGAUUCUUUGAGUUCUGAGAGUAUGGAAACUGGCGAUAGUAGCAACAGUGAAGUGUCUUUCAAGAAUGGUGGAGUAUCAUCACCUAUUAGUUCUGUACAAGUGCCCCAUAGCCCCACAAUUAAAUCCCAAAAAUCAACCAAAACCAGUACAAUCAGUACCUUAAGACCUUCUACAUCAUACAAUUUGCUUCAUUCUACAGACAUGGGUAGUCUUCCUGAUGUAGGAAGGACUUCUGUGUUUCGAGGAGUUAAAGUGGCUUCACCUGGUAGAAGAUCAGAUAUAAUUUCAAAGUUAGAAGCUAGAGAUAUUACAGAAAGGGCAAACAAGGCAACAAAGGAGCCUUUAGCUAUGAUGAGCAACUUUGGUAUUUUAACUUCGCUGGUACGAAGCGCAAACACCAAUUUACAUGGUUACUAUGGAACGGGAAGGCUUCGAACAACUGGAGUUGUACUUCCAUCAAAUUUUCAACAUUCCCAAGAAGCAGCUCUUAGAAGGACAUCCCCAUCAUACAGAGCUCAAGAAGUAUUUAUUUCUCCCCAUUGCCAAGGACAAACUGGAAGCAACUCCUGUACUGGGAAAAGAGUGGGUUCACCAACACUUUACUUUCCGCCUGUGAAAACUCCUGCACAAGUAAAAAAGAAACACACUAAGCACUGCUUUCUAUGUGGAAAGAAAACCGGAUUAACAACCGGCUAUGAGUGCAGAUGUGGAAACAACUUCUGUGCUGUUCAUCGUUAUGCAGAGACACACGACUGCACUUUUGAUUACAAGGCAGCAGGGAGGAAAUACCUGCAGGAAGCCAACCCUGUCAUUAGUGCACCAAAGCUUCCAAAAAUAUAGGGAUUUCUAGUGUGACAUGCAACUACUUCCUGCAGGAGUUGUGCAAAUUUGUUAUACAUUUAUUUUACUCUGUUCCAAAAUAGACUUUGCAAAGCAACAGGAACACGUUACAUAAUAUUUAUUAAUAAUGUGAACACUACUGUAGUUUGCAUCUUUAUUCCUUAAUGAAAUUUUACAUAAUUGUCGUUUUAAAGAAUUUCCACCAUACUGUCUUUCAUUUAUAUUGCACGUGUCCCAUAUUUUAUAUUUGGUGUCGGUAACUCCACUAGACAAGUCUUCAAAGGAUGCACUUUAUGAUUAACAUUUGUGUUUAACCCAUCAGGGAUUUGUUACAAGGGCAUGUUUUUCUCUGUGUUGCAGUGUUUUGUCUCUUCCUGUUCAUUGCAUUUGUUUUAAGUUAUUUCACAUUAAACAGGUUCUUGCACUUUUGGCCCAAAUGUUUGUCAGAACACCUUUGGUGUCAGAGAAUUGCUAUAGGUAGGUGCACAAUAGGAUUUUUCAUCCAGUUUUAAAAAAAUCAUGUCAUCACUGAAACACAUUAUUUUAACUGAAUAUAUUGUACAUUUCUGAAUAAAGGAAUUUUCCCUUGUGUGCUAAUUUUAUCUAAACAUUUUGUGAAUAACAGAUUUUAAAAAUUUUCAAGUUCUGUUUACCAAAACUGGGUGCAAUUACCCACAAUUAAUAAAUUUUUAAUUGAUUA